Molecule: messenger RNA, 1899 nt
Organism: Sugiyamaella lignohabitans
Lineage: Eukaryota; Fungi; Ascomycota; Dipodascomycetes; Dipodascales; Trichomonascaceae
Gene: PHO23
Product: Pho23p
Exons: 1
Coding region: 1-1899 (632 amino acids)
Biological process (GO): regulation of DNA-templated transcription
Cellular component (GO): Rpd3L-Expanded complex; Rpd3L complex; nucleus
Source: RefSeq, a predicted model, not a curated record
AUGGAAGAACAGGAGCAGGAGGUCGCGUAUCGAGGAGGUGGUCGCUUAGGUAAACGAAACGCAGCGGGCCAGCUGACUCGGGCUGCUCCAACCGAUAUUUAUCCAGGGUUAAAUGAUAUGAGCGAUGCUUUAGAAGCGAUUCCUAUGGAUAUUGUUCGUCAUUUUACACUGUUGAAAGAGAUUGAUGCCAAGUGUGUCGGAACUACGCCGCUACUGGGUGAACUCAUAGUCGAGUUUCUGUCGCUGCCAGUACCUUCUCCAGCAACAUUACAAGCAGCUCUGGCUGCUAGCAGUUCGUUUGGAUCAAAUGAAAUGCAGGGACAAGAACCCACGAAUCCAGCAGCUGCUGGAUCUGCCACUGGAUCUGGAGUGGCUCCUGGAAAUGCACCGGUGAAUGGCGAGAAUGACACCAGUAAUAGUAUCAACAAUGGCAAUAACAAUAAUAACAACAAUGGUGAUGGAAAUCCUGCUAAUAACAAUAGUAAUGGUAAUAAUGGUGAUAACAGUAGCAAUAUUGGUAAUAAUGUACAGGAAAGCCAGACUGAUGGAGCGUCCAACAACACCGCCAACAGUGGUAAUACCAGCGCUGAACCUGCUGUGACUGGCUCGAACGUGCUUACCGUGUCCGAAGAAGAGAUAGCCUCGAUUGUGAAACGAGAAGAGCUGUUGGCACAGAUUCGAAGACUGAUUAACGAGCUGGUUCCAUGUUUGGAAGAGAAAAUGCAUGUUGCAGGCGUGGCAGCUGAUGCUAUGGCCAGACAUGUAGCUCGAAUUGAUUAUGACUUUGAUUUGAUUUGUAAUAAUGAGAUUCCGGAACGAAUUCAAGUCGGUUCUGCUAACCAUCCAGCUUUUAUUGCUGAGACAAGGUUGGCAAAUGAACAACAGAAAGGAAAUCAGACCAGUCGAAGCGAGUCUCGUCGUGAAGCAAUGGCUGCUAAAAAGGCAGCAGCCGCUGCUGAUGGGCUGACUGGAUCUGCUGCUACAGGUUCUGGUGGUGCUAAAGGAGGCAGAAACUCGACUCCCGUGGCUGGCAAGGGAUCUGGAUCAGCUGUUAGCAGUGCUGGAAGCACGACUGCUGGCGGUGCUGGCUCGGCAUUUGGAUCAGGUGCUACUUCUGGAAGAGGUAGAGGUGCUGGUAAAAACAACGGCUCGGCAUCUGCUGGUGGAAAUGUUUCUGCCAAUGGAGGUGCUGCUGGAUCUGGAUCUGUUUCUUCUAACUACGGCAAUGGACUAUCUCAUUCCAACACUCCCGCUCCUAAACGACGAAAAGGCGCUGCUAGUGCUGGAAACACUACUGCUGGCCAACCGUCUGCACUAUCGAACAACUCGUCUAAUGCUACAGCUUACAAUUCCUACAACUAUGAAUAUCAACAAAGUUAUGCUGGACAACCUGGCACCAACAAUGGUCCUGGCAGACCAGCUGGUUCAAAUAACGGUUCUGCCGCCGCAGGAAAUGCUGGACAAACUAAUCAAUACAACGAAUAUGCUAAUGGAGCAGGCAAUACUGGCACUGGCAGUUACAAUGGUCAAGGUUACAAUUCCAAUUCCAAUGAAAACUCCGUCAUUGACGGCUAUGAAGGAUCGAAAUACGAAAAUGAAGAGUCUAUUUCCCGACCCACCACUCCUGCCGGUGGAAACGGUCGUCGUGGAGGACGCCAGAGGACCCGAACCGUUGGAGCCAAUUCGAACAGCUCGUCUGCCAAUGCCAAAGACGACGGCGAACCUGUAUACUGUUACUGUCAACAGGUCUCAUUCGGUGAAAUGGUGGGAUGUGACGGACCCGAAUGUAAACGUGAAUGGUUCCAUUUGCCUUGUAUCGGUCUAUCAUCACCUCCAAAAGGCCAGUGGUUCUGCGAAGACUGCGCUGCCAAGUACAAAAAGCCCGCUGUCAAGCGCUGA